UUCAUCGCCGAAUCUCAUUGACUUCUUACGUAGUGAGUUCGUCAGUGGGUGUGUGGUGUUCGUCGAUUGAGUUUCCAGUUGUCUGUCGAUUCGAAUAAUUGUGCCAUGUUAUGCAAAGUCUGGAUUCUUCUCCUGAUUAUGCCAUGAAAAGUAACUCGAACCUCGGAGGAGUGUCACAAGUUCAAGCUAUGCCGUGCCCAACGCCAGCCAGACGGAGGCAUCGAACCACGUUUACCCAGGAACAAUUACAAGAAUUGGAACUGGCCUUUUCCAAAUCACACUACCCCGACAUAUAUUGCCGAGAAGAAUUAGCUCGGCUGACCAAACUCAACGAAGCCAGAAUCCAGGUGUGGUUUCAAAAUCGCCGGGCUAAGUACAGAAAGCAGGAAAAACAGCUCCAAAAAGCCAUUAGCGGGUCGAUAUCAACCAGCGGGCAACCCAAAGGCUUUUAUAGUAGCAAUAACUCGGGAUCCUUUCCACCACGAAAUUUAUCACAUUAUCAUCCAUCGUUUGUGAACAUGUCCAGGAAUGGGGGUGUUAACGGAUUGCACAGUGAUGAGAGAGGAUUGUUUUCUACUUACGACCCAACGCUAUUUUAUGGUACCUAUACUUACCAUUACGACCGUGAUAUAUGUUCCAAGGGAUACAGCGAGCCUUUGGUGAAGAAGCACGAGGCAGAACCGGAAGAGAACCCGGCGGUCAAACUUCCUUUUUCCGAGUCAAUGCCAUCGCCUUUGUUCCUAUAUCAGAAACACGAAUCAGACUCUUUUUUCAGUCAUAAUGACUUAAAUUACAACUACUGUGGUAAAAUGUAAAAAGUGAAAUAUCAAUAUCGAUGUAUGAAUCUUGUCAUGUCUUCCCAUAUCAAGAUACUCCAUUCAUUUUGGAACGUCGAAACCAGUUUAGCAGAAAUGGGCACACUAAAAAAGGGGAUCUUUGAUUACAAAAAGCAAAAUAAGGCAAAAAAGACAUGCCUUAGCGAGCUUACAUUUUUUUUGGUGGCGUAUCGAAAAAGCAGAUUAGCAAACGCACGGCAAGAAACAAACCACUCAUUGGGUCAAUUGUUGUAAAGAUAACAGGGUUCACUCAAUAA
This is a messenger RNA of Tigriopus californicus, 1093 nucleotides long. RefSeq names its product homeobox protein prophet of Pit-1-like. Lineage: Eukaryota; Metazoa; Arthropoda; Copepoda; Harpacticoida; Harpacticidae. Gene Ontology annotation, molecular function: DNA-binding transcription factor activity, RNA polymerase II-specific; RNA polymerase II transcription regulatory region sequence-specific DNA binding. The transcript has 5 exons. Gene Ontology annotation, biological process: regulation of transcription by RNA polymerase II. The record is from RefSeq and is a predicted model, not a curated record. The coding region runs from base 111 to 815 and encodes 234 amino acids.